Molecule: messenger RNA, 7748 nt
Organism: Ostrinia nubilalis (European corn borer)
Lineage: Eukaryota; Metazoa; Arthropoda; Insecta; Lepidoptera; Crambidae
Product: serine-rich adhesin for platelets-like
Exons: 8
Coding region: 338-4366 (1342 amino acids)
Source: RefSeq, a predicted model, not a curated record
CUAGAUUUGCUUGAUGCUUCGUAACAGCUAAGCGCUAAGUAGAAGUUUUACAGUGCACUAUUUAACAUCAUGCACUUGUCAAUCAGUUUACCACAAUAGUACACAAAUUGACGAGGAUCGAACUAACGAACCGAAUCGGCAGUCCGUCAUCGUUACACUAUUGUCGCCAAUACUUAUCCAUGUGUAUAGGGACUGACAUAACAAGGGACAUAAAUGACAAAUGGUAAUUUAAUGUUAUAUACUCGUAGGUACGAUUGAAAUUGCAAUGAUAUUGGUCUGACAGGAACGGCAAAGAAAGUGAGCACACUCCCGUACUAUUAGAAGUCAGUGCUUAUUCAUGCAAUUGCCAAGAUAUCUUAAAGUUUCUAUCGAUAAUUUUUCUUUUCUGUGUGAAAUUAUAGAAAUCAUCUUUUCAAUUGGUAAUAUAUUAUCAUCUAUAGGUGAUGAUGACAGUGAUUACGAGAGUACCACUACAACAAGCACCCUUCUUGAAAGAAAAAUACAACGGCUUAUAGCUCAACAAGAAGAGCGGGAAGCCAGAAAGGAAGCAAAAGAGCAAAGAGAAAAAGAGAAAGCAGAAGCACGAGAGGCAAGAAGGGAAGCGAAACAGGCUAGAAGAGAAGAGCGUCUCGCAGAACGUCUUGCCAGGCGUAUCGCUAGACGAAUGCGUCGUCGUGGCCAAACUGUCAAUAACAGCUCUGAGAACAGUAACAGUUCUGAGAGUGUCAUCAGUGGCAGUGAGGACAGCGGUAUCGAUGUCAGCGAAUCGGUCAAUGACAGUGCUGAAAGUAACAAUACCAGUAGUGAAAAUUCUGGUGAAGAAAUUGUUAAAGAUAGCGAAGAAUCUACAGAAAAUAGCAGUAACUUGAGUGAAGAUGAUGAUAGCAUCGAAAGGCGGAGCAGUUUCCUAGCUCGAGCGAUUCUGCGGCUUUUUGGACUGUUCCAUCGUGGCAAAAAUGACACAGAAAGUAGCGACAGUAAUGAGAGUAGUGAAGGUGAAACAUCAGAUGAAGAUAAUGAUGAAGAUGACAGUAGUGACAAUAAUGAAAGCAAUAAAAAACAAAGUCUCCUAGCUCGCUUGAUAAAACGCGUCGAAGGAAGAUUCAACCGAAGUUCUGGGACUAAUGACGAUUCUGAGAGUGACGAGGAUAGCGACAAUACCAGUAGCAACGAAAGCAAUGAAGGUCUAUUCAAUAGGCUACUGGAUUUCCUGGAUAAGAUAUUUAACAGAAAGAAAGGUGAAGAUGACAGUAUAACUACCACAGAAGAAACCUCUACUGACAGUACGGGUACCAAUGACAGUACAACUGACAGUACUGGUAGCAAUGACAGUACAACUGCGACAGAAGAAACCUCUACUGACAGUACUGGUACCAAUGACAGUACCACUGACAGUACUGGUACCAAUGACAGUACAACUGCGACAGAAGAAACCUCUACUGACAGUACUGGUACCAAUGACAGUACCACUGACAGUACUGGUACCAAUGACAGUACAACUGCGACAGAAGAAACCUCUACUGACAGUACUGGUACCAAUGACAGUACCACUGACAGUACUGGUACCAAUGACAGUACAACUGUGACAGAAGAAACCUCCACAGACAGUACUGGUAGCAAUGACAGUACCACUGCGACAGAAGAAACCUCCACUGACAGUACUGGUACCAAUGACAGUACAACUGAAGGUACUGGUACCAAUGACAGUACAACUGACAGUACUGGUACCAAUGACAAUACAACUGCGACAGAAGAAUCCUCCACUGACAGUACUGGUAUGAAUGACAGUACAACUGUGGCAGAAGAACCCUCUACUGACAGUACUGGUACCAAUGACAGUACCACUGACAGUACUGGUACCAAUGACAGUACAGCUAACAGUACUGGUACUAAUGACAGUACAACUGACAGUACUGGUAGCAAUGACAGUACAACUGCAACAGAAGAAACCUCUGCUGACAGUACUAGUACCAAUGAUAGUACAACUGACAGUACUGGUAGCAAUGACAGUACCACUGACAGUACUGGUACCAAUGACAGUACCACUGACAGUACUGGUACCAAUGACGGUACAACUGCGACAGAAGAAACCUCUACUGACAGUACUGGUACCAAUGACAGUACCACUGACAGUACUGGUACCAAUGACAGUACCACUGACAGUACUGGUACCAAUGACAGUACCACUGACAGUACUGGUACCAAUGACAGUACAACUGACAGUACUGGUACCAAUGAAGGUACAACUGCAACAGAAGAAACCUCUACUGACAGUACUGGUACCAAUGACAGUACCACUGACAGUACUGGUAGCAAUGACAGUACAACUGCGACAGAAGAAACCUCCACUGACAGUACUGGUACCAAUGACAGUACCACUGACAGUACUGGUACCAAUAACAGUACAACUGUGACAGAAGAAACCUCUACUGACAGUACUGGUACCAAUGACAUUACAACUGACAGUACUGGUACCAAUGACAGUACAACUGUGACAAAAGAAACCUCUACUGACAGUACUGGUACCAAUGACAGUACCACUGACAGUACAACUGUGACAGAAGAAUCCUCCACUGACAGUACUGGUAUGAAUGACAGUACAACUGUGGCAGAAGAACCCUCUACUGACAGUACUGGUACCAAUGACAGUACCACUGACAGUACUGGUACCAAUGACAGUACAACUGACAGUACUGGUACUAAUGACAGUACAACUGACAGUACUGGUACCAAUGACAGUACAACUGCAACAGAAGAAACCUCUACUGACAGUACUGGUACCAAUGACAGUACCACUGACAGUACUGGUAGCAAUGACAGUACAACUGUGACAGAAGAAACCUCCACUGACAGUACUGGUACCAAUGACAGUACCACUGACAGUACUGGUACCAAUGACAGUACAACUGUGACAGAAAAAACCUCUACUGACAGUACUGGUACCAAUGACAGUACCACUGACAGUACUGGUACCAAUGACAGUACCACUGCGACAGAAGAAACCUCUACUGACAGUACUGGUACCAAUGACAGUACCACUGACAGUACUGGUAGCAAUGACAGUACAACUGCGACAGAAGAAAUCUCUACUGACAGUACUGGUACCAAUGACAGUACCACUGACAGUACUGGUACCAAUGACAGUACAACUGCGACAGAAGAAACCUCCACUGGCAGUACUGGUACCAUUGACAGUACAACUGCGACAGAAGAAACCUCCACUGACAGUACUGGUACCAAUGACAGUACAACUGCGACAGAAGAAACCUCUACUAACAGUACUGGUACCAAUGACAGUACAACUGUGACAGAAGAAACCUCCACUGAAAGUACUGGUACCAAUGACAGUACAACUGCGACAGAUGAACCCUCUACUAAUAGUACUGGUACCAAUGACAGUACAACUGCGACAGAAGAAACCUCCACUGACAGUACUGGUACCAAUGAUAGUACAACUGUGACAGAAGAAACCUCCACUGACCCUACUGGUACCAAUAACAGUACGACUGACAGUUCAGGCACCAAUGACAGUACAACUAUGACAGGAGAAACCUCCACUGACAGUACUGGUACCAAUGACAGUACAACUGACACCAAUGUCAAUAGCACUGAUACCUAUGACAAUACAACUGACACCAAUGUCAAUAGCACUGAUACCUAUGACAAUACAACUGACACCAAUGUCAAUAGCACUGAUACCUAUGACAGUACAACGGAAACUAGUGUCAAUAGUACUGAUACCUAUGACAAUACAACUGACACCAGUGUCAAUAGUACUGAUACCUAUGAUAGUACAACUGACACCAAUGUCAAUAGUACUGAUACCUAUGACAGUACAACGGAAACCAAAGUCAGUAGCACUGAUACCUAUGACAGUACGACGGAUACUAAUGUCAAUAGCACUGAUACCUAUGACAGUACAACUGACAUCAAUGUCAAUAGUACUGAUACCUAUGACAGUACAACGGAUUCCAAUGUCAACAGCACUGAUACCUAUGACAAUACAACUGACACCAAUGUCAAUAGCACUGAUAACUAUGACAGUGCCACCAGCCAAGCAGUCAGCAGCGAUGAAAGUUCUACCAACAGUAUUUACACCACUGUCACUACUGAAUAUACUAAUUCUAUCAGCAAUGUUACUGACAACAGCACUGACAGUACAAGUGACACCGUGAUUACAAACAACGAUGAAGACGAAGUUGUCUUUGAAGACAUAUUGAUAAGUGAUGGUUCCAGCACUUCCAGCAACUCUACUUAUAACACUACGGAUACCGGUAUCGAUACCACUAAUAAUGCCAAUCACAACACUACUGACACCGGUAUCGAUACUUAUAACAGUACCAGUUAUACAUAUUUUAUGUUAUAAAUAAUAGUACAACUGUAAGUAACACCACAGAGAACAGCUCUACAAAUGCUACGACGUCCUCUAAGCUCUGGUGGAGGAAGAUUUGUCUAUUCUUUUGUAAUAAUUAACAAAUAAUUUAACAAUAAACAAAGUAAUUGUUAAAACGGCGUGCCCACACGACGCGGAGAUAGAUCUAAAGGGAAAUAAUUACUAGGUACUUUAUGAAAAAACUAGCUUUUGCGAAAUUUAAUUUGUUAUAGAUCGUCAUAAAUUAUAGCCUAUAUAUUAUUCUGGGUUAUAAACAAUAAUACUGUAAAGUUUCAUCAAAAUCCAUUCAGUAGUUUUUGCGUGAAAAGUAACAAACAUCCAGACAUCCAAACUUUCGCAUAUUAGUAGGAAGGUUAUGCCAUUGAAAAAAAGAGUUAUUAGUUUUCCCGAAUUUCAAAUAUUUAAAGGGAAACUUCCCUAUUCAUGAACCUUGAUUGCACAAGGUGUUAUUUGCAACACUCGCACUAACAAUUUAUUUUAAUUAAACUUUAAUGCCAUUGGGCGUUCUCUGUCAGAUAAACUUUGGACCAAUUAUAUUUAAAUUAAUUUGAUUUAUUUUAAGAUGUUACCUACGUCUCUAGGUGGGAGUACUAUGAGCACAAAAACCAUUUUCCCCGCCAUAUUUUUAACGUGUGUCGUGUGGCUGUACGCUCCAGUUAUCACGGUGGAAUUCGGUCGUUUUAAUUAUUAAGAUUUUUUUUUUAAUUAAAUAGUGCAUUUAUUUAGCUUAAGGUUCUAUAUUUUGUUGUACCUACAUAGGUAAUUCGCAAAUAAAUAGCGUUCUACAUAAACAUUUGGUGAAACUGGCAUUUAAUUAUUAAUUGUUUUAACCUUAAUUAGUGCAACAGUCAUCAUAAUUUCCAGUUUUUAAAUUUAUCAGUCAUGGAGUAAACGUAUUUAUGGAAUGAAUAACAUUUAUAACAUCAUUAAUCAUUUAACACAUAGGAAUAAGUUUACAAAAUUUUAAUAAGUUUAUCCAGCAUUUCUUCACGGAAAUGAACCCUAUAUUUAUUAUUUAUUCAAUUCGUACAAUAGUUAAGUGAUGGAUUUAGGGAAAUUUUUGUUUAGUUUUAUCUACCUCUAGUUUAAGUAAUUGUCAACCUGCUCUGUAUAGUCUUUUUCACCUAAGAUGAUUCGUAUGACGUUUCGAGUUUGAAAGUUAUAGAGAUGUCACAUAACUAAACCAUAGCGAUUUAUCUAUCGAUUUUUUUCUAAGAGUUAGUGAAACCUACUUUUAGAGAAAUAUUUUGUAUAUGUGUUAUUUAACAAAAAAACAUGUUUUUUUAAUUACAAAUAUUAUUGUAAGGGCAUUUCUACGGGGACGACCGAUCGACCUACUGGGGCGAAAAAAGUACCUUUAAAAUUGAAGUACGGACUUGAAAAAAAUCACACGUAUUUAUAGGACUCUUGACUUGAUGGAGAGCAUAUUUAGAAGACCCCCAGGUUUUACAGCUCGCCUUGAAAAAAUCCGAAAGUUCAAAAACGGGCGAAAUUUGGCCUAAAAUGGAGUGUCCGGUUUCCAGAAUUUACUCGUUUUUGCUUCAUAACUUUUGAAAUAAUAACUUCCCCAUUAUGAAACCCGCAUUCACAGAACAAGGGAUAGUUAAUAAAGCUAUAUAAAUGAGUUUCUUUAUUGCAAGUCCUUGGGUUUUAAUACAGUAACACAUUUAAAUUUUGUCCGACGUGUGUGCCUCAAUUCCGUGAUUUUUACUUUUGUGCUCCUAUAUCACUAACAACGCACAAUACGAACACCCACGACUGAUUCCCAUAAACUAGCAGUUGCACUCGAGUGGUCGAGCAGUAUAAAAGAGGGAUCAGUCGCUUGGAGGAGCAUUUUUCAGAGGUUUGAAAUCACUCAGAAUUUUUGGUCACUGGUCAUUUCUCAAACCGGUGUGCGAUAUUAAUAAUGUUCAUGAAGUAUUUAAUGAGAUUACUGCUGAAUUAAUUAAGUAUUUAACUGAUAUCUGCCAUUACGUUUGGUAGAAAUCGUUGUAAUUUAUAAUAUUUUCGAGUAAUUUGAUGAAAUGUGAUUUUUCCUCAAUUCCGUGGAUCUCAAUUCCGCGGAAUACGGGGCAUCGAAUUGAGAAAACACGUACACCGAAUUGAUAUUAAAUGAAAAUAGAUACUUUAAUUGUGCUAUAAAUUGUUUGUGUAACUUAAAAUAAUAAUGAAAUCAAUAGAGCAUAAUAAUAGGGUGAACUACCAAUCAUUGGACCGUACCAGUCAUUGGACAGAAGACAAUAAAACUAAUUUUUUGAGGUUUCGUUAAAAAAAUACAUAUGCAUGCUAUCUUAUUAAAAUAAUUCUUCCAGGUUCUUCCCUCGACCUUCACCAGAUCGUCGGUCUACCUAGUGGGGGCCUGCUCACUGGUCCGUGGUUUCCACUCGACAACUUUUCAGUCCCAACAGACAUUAUCUGUACGAGCUAUGUGCCCCGCCCACUGCUACUUGAUUUAUGCAAUUUCACGGGCUAUGCCGGUCACUUUGGUUCUCUUGCCGAUAUUCACAUUUCUGAUUCUUAUUAGGCUCAUAGUAAGCGACCAAGUUUCACAUCCAUACACCAUCACUGGCAACACACACUGGUAAAAGACUUUUGUCUUAAGACGCUGCGGUAUUUCAGACGUAAUAGCGAAGCUUCCCGAUCGAUGCUUAGCUGAGUCGAAUUCAGCGAUAGACCUCUUUCUCAAAGUUGGACCUAACUAUCUGGACUCUUGUCCCAGGUAUACACAAUUGUCAACAACUUCGAGUGUAGUCUCCAACAUUCAGAGGAGUGGGUGCAACACGGACAUUUGACAUGAUUUUUGUCUUGUCCAUGUUCAUUUUGAGACCCACUUGUUGAAAGGCUCUACGGAGGCCAUGACUCCGAUAUCAUCCCCGAUAUCGCGACUCCUUGGUCUUCUGUAUUAUCUGCCGUAGCGUACCUGUGUACCAUAAUACUAAAGCCUUUUCGGAAACAAGCUUGUUCGGAAGACUGGAAGUCGUCGAAUCUGCGAGCGAGAUGAUUCGUAAGGACUCUCGAAAACAGCUUGUAAACACGCCUCAUAAGUGAGAUGAGUCUAUAAUGCUAUCACCACACUUCUGUGCCAUGCCGCGAUGCCGGAGGCGUUUUUUCUUCGAGAAUGACGUAAUUGAACUGCUUCUGUAGAGCCUUUAGUACCGGCGAAGCUCAGCUAUAAUGCCGUAACACCUGGUGCCUUGUUGUAUUUCAGCUAUUUGAGUGCCAUUUUAAUCGUGUACAAACUGACGUCCGAUAUAAUAUCUUCGGUAUAGUGUCAGGUCAAUCUAGCUCUUGGGUUUUGCAAUAUUUUUAUGUUUAAGGUUAAGAAUAAAUAAACAAAGAGACCCUGUGUUAUGUA